AUGGACCAAUCUUACUCAGAUAGUGAUGUAACAUUGUCUCCAUCCCAAAUACUAGAAAGAUUACAAGUACUUAGACAAUUACAGCUACUACAACGCGGGAAACUACAGAAACAGCGGUUGGAAUAUCACGAAUCUCCUGAAAUAACGUCAAGUAUAACAGAAAUAGUUAGCCACUUUAGUAAUAGUACGAGUUAUAAUACAUUUCGAAGUUUACUUCAGUCUACAGAAGCAUCCAAUGAAGGAUAUACUGAAUCCGAACCUGCUGGCGGCAACCUAAGUAAUUUAUCUAAAAAGAAUAAUAUUCACAUAAAUGUGGAAGGCGUUGCUGCUUUAAAUUUAUCAAAUGCUUCUGAACCACCUGACACACCAGUGUCUUCUAGAAGUUCUGCAAGAAAACAUAGUGAAAACGAAAAAUCUUGUACUUCAAAUAUCAAUACAUUUAAUAAAAAACAAAUAUCUUUAGACGAAAUACCCAUACUGUCUCCUAAAAAAGAUUUUGAAACAUUGGUUAUAGAAAAAUUAAAUAAUGAAACAGGUGAAACAAAAGCAAUUCCUAAAACAAAAACAUCAGUGUUGCAAAAGAAAGCAUUUCUUAAAAGAGGAGAAGGUAUGGCUCGUUUUGGACUUCAGAAGAAAAAUCUAGUUAUACAGAACACAAAAUCGUUACCAUGGAGAAAAAAUACAAAUUUAAGCAGCAAUGUUAAAAAAGUUAAACCUGUGGAAAAUAAGACUAAAACUGUUGAAGAUAUCAAUAAGAAAAAUAGUAAUGUUCAAGUAGAGAUUGUAGUAGAUAAACCUAAGAACAUUUCACCCUUAAGCCAAACUAAUUUGCCAACAUUCAAGAAACCUAUUAAUGGAAAAAAUAAUGUUGAAAUACAAAAAUCUGUUACUAAAGAAGCAAAACAAUUAGUUAGAUCAGAAAAUCCAGCAACAUCUGAGAUUAAUAGUAAAUCAUCAUCACAAAUAAGUUACAAUCCUUCUGAUAAUGGUUUUACUAAAGGAAAACAAUCUGCCAUUCAUAAUAAAGAAAAAACAUGGGCAUCUGUGUUAACAAAAGAACAAGAUGAUUUAUUAAGGCAACUUAAACAGAGUAGUUAUUAUAAAAAUUUUGUUUCACCCGUAAAGAGCAUUGCAUCGGACAUAAGUUGUGAUGAUAAUUCCAAGUUACAACAAGAAAGGGAAACCGCUGAACAAAAUAUGUUUGAGUUGUUGGAAAAUAAAGUAUCCAAUGAAAGUUUUAACAUAAACAAUUCAUUUUUAAAUAGGUUUCUGAGGCAGAACAGCUUAGAAUGUUCUGGUGAGAGUACACCAAUUGUAAUGCAGAAAUGCUUGUCUAAAAAUCCAAAUUUAAUGCAUCUUUUGCCAGAAAUUAAGGUCAAUAGAAAUGAAAUGACGUGUACUGAUGUUGAGAGUUGUUACAGUGAAUGUUCAGACUGUAAUGAUAAUUGUUCAUCUGUAUCAGAAUGUUGCUCUUGUAAGACCCCCAGUCAUAUAAGUUUUCAAACAAAUAAAAACGAAGAAGGUUGUAUUAGAAAAAAGGAAGAUUUAAUAAUAGAUAAAGAAAAAGAAAAUCAAAAAGAAGUCAAUAAGACAGCUGACAAUGAAGUUUUAAAUAAUAAUAUGGUUGAGAUGAAUGCAAAGUUAAUUGCUACAAGUGAAUUAUUGAAAGAUAGACUUCGUGAGCUUGAGGAUGAAAUAGAAACAUUCAGGAAAGAGAAUGCUAAUCUUAAUAAAUUGAGAGAAGAUAUAGAACUUGAACGUCAAAAGUUUUAUGAAGAGAAAACUGCAAUUGAACAGAAAUUUAAUGAGGAGAAAAUCUUAUCUGAAUAUUAUUUAGCAGAAGAGAAAGAAAAAUUAAGUAAACAAAAACAAAUGUACGAAAGAUAUGUAAAAGAUAUGAGGGGUAGAUUAAAUAAAAAAGAAAAAGACGAGGUUAUUAAUUUGAAGAAAGAAAUUGGUGACUUGAAGGAAGAAAUAAGAUCAAAAGAUGCAAAAUCAACUUCUAUUAUUGCUAGGCUUCGAAAUCAAUUAAAGAUAAUGGAAAAAGAAAAAAAGAAUUUAGAAGACGAGGUCGAAAAAUUAAAAAAAGAGAAUCGACGAAUUCAGCACAGUAAUGAUAUAUCCAGAAGGCUUACAAAUAUCAAGUAUUUGGAAGAAAUAAACAAGAAACUAAAUAACAUGACCUCAAAAGAUACACAUUCUGAUAUUGUUCAUGAUUCUGAUAUGAAAUAUAAAGCGUAUGAAAUUGAAAGACAAAGCAGAACAAGAAAAAUCCUUCCCGCAAAUAAAGGUACCAUUAGACCCCGUGCAAAAAGUGUUCCGAACCUCAAAGUAACUUCAAGGUAUGCUAAAUAUUUUAGCCAGAAAGAUUCCUUGAGUGAAAAAGAGAAAAAUAGAACAUUUCAUAAUGAACACGUCCAAAUAUAUUCAAACUCUUCAAACAACGAUAUGUCAAAUAGUGAUGACGAAAACAAUUACGAUAAUUAUGAAAAUAAAACUUCUGAUAGCGAAAUUAGUAAUAAUUUAGAGAAAAUAUAUAAUACAAGAUUUAAAUCAAUAUCACCAUUAUCUAAAAGUCAUGAAAACUUUGACCAGCCUGAUAAUAAUGAUUUUUUCCUUAGAAAAGGAACUUCAGCUCGGAGUUUAUCUAAAAGUUCCAUUUCCCCUAAUCGAACGAACUAUGAUUCGUCAAAGUCUGCUCCAAAUGUUAACCACAGAAAUACAUUGAGUAGUAGAAAUUCAAAUAGUAGCAAAUCACCUAGUAGUAUUUACCAGGAAAAUUAUGAGCAACUAGAAUGUCGAAGAUCCAAGUCACCAGUGUCAAUAUUAAGUAAUAAGUCUUCAUCUAGCCAAAAAUGUGGCACAGUCAUAAACAAAGAAACAUAUCUAAAUUCGAAUAUGAUACCUAGUCCAGAACCGACUGUGAGUAAAAGCAGUUUAACAAAAACUAAUCUAAAUCCAACGGAAAUAAGAAAGCCAGAUGGUACUAAAGAAAUAAGAUUUCCCAAUGGCAACAUUAAAACAAUAUCAGCAGAUGGACAAUAUAGUAAGUUUGUGUAUUACAAUGGAGAUGUGAAAGAAAAUUUCUAUAAUGAGGGUAGGAUAAAGUAUUAUUAUGCUGAAACUAAAACAUUCCAUACUACACAUCCUGAUGGGUUAGAAAUUUUGGAAUUCCCUGAUGGUCAAGUUGAGAAGCGUUACAGAGACGGUUCUUCAGAGAUCAGACUCCCAAAUGGUAGUAUACGUUACUUCGAUCCUAAGAACGAACAUAUACGAGAGGAGUGGCGUUUCCCAGACGGCGCCGCGCUAACUGUCUCUGCUAAUGGGGAAAAGAGAAUCGUUUUUGCUAAUGGACAGAUAGAAGUCCAUGCAAAAGAACACAAGAGACGAGAAUUUCCUGAUGGUACAGUUAAAUUGGUCUAUAAUGAUGGUACAUCUGAGACAAGAUAUUCAUCAGGCCGAGUCAGGAUUAAAGAUAAGCAUGGAAAUCUCAUUAUGGACUCUGCUACCAGACAAUAA
Danaus chrysippus (African queen) is the source of this 3519-nucleotide messenger RNA. The record is from the annotation of a GenBank genome assembly. Lineage: Eukaryota; Metazoa; Arthropoda; Insecta; Lepidoptera; Nymphalidae.